AUGUCUGCCUCGGCCGCCAGAGAUCCUGUUGUGAAAACGAAGCAUGUUCGUUUCGCUAGAAUGGAGGAGGAUGAUAAUAACGAUGACCAAGAGGAACAUACUCUGUUUGACAAGAGGAAAGACACGAGGCGAGGGGUGAAGAGUGUAAUGAAAGGGAGGAAGAGGAGUUCGAAUUCGGGGUUCGAUGGUGAGGUUGAGAUAAUCGGUGGAGUUAGCAGCGCCAGCGGUUCUGGAGGCUACAGCCGCUGGAUCAUCACCUUGGCGCUCUGUGCAUCAUUCCUCGGACUGGUAAUGACGAGUGCUUGUUAUUAGGCUAGUAGGUCAGCCCAAGUGACUGAAUUUGACCAUUUUGUCAACAUCAAGGCCCUGAAAUGAGCUACUAUCAUUCUAUCAGGGGUGUAUUCAUUACGGAAAACGUUUACCGUUUAAGAACCAAACAGAGCAAAACGAGAGUUUCUGUUAGACAAAUGCAGGUACCGGUAGGUCCCUCCACGUUUCGUUCCGUUUGCUUCCGUUUAAGAAACGUUUUGCAACAAUAUUGGCGGAAUGAAUACUCCCCUGGUUUAUUGCAUAUUUUGGUUUGCAUGGAAAUUAUUAUUAGGAUUUUGUUUCCCUAUCCCCAUAUCUUAACAAACACUCAAAUGCAGGUUGUCUUUAAAUGUUUAAAGCUUAAUCUUAUUGUACACGAGUCUCACAUGGUUAAUGUAUGUAUUCCCAUUCAAUAAGAUCUAGCCUUUCCAAGUUCUGUGAUUGUGGUUCUUUCAGUGGUUACUUUAUUAUUCUCAAGUAAAAUGAGCGUUGUUAGGCCUAUAUCUUGAAUGAGCAGGAUCUGUAAAACCAGCCAGGUCACCCAUGAUACAAGUCAGUAUUCGAAGUCCAUCCAUGUCUGAGGACGUGGAAAACGGCCAACAUGGGCAACAGCGAGCGCUGUUACCUUCAAGUAGGUUUCGGUUUUAAUAGGGCAUUGGAAGGCGAUGGGCGUAAGCAUAUGCUUCUGGUGCCAAAGGUUGCAUGUUCGACCCCAGCGAUAGAAAGUUGUUUUUGAGAUUUUUGUUUUAAGCCUAUGCCAAACAAUAACCCUUGCCUUAAACUUUCGGAAUUCAUGCCUAAACUCUGGGGCCAAAGAUUGCAUGUUCGAAUCCAGCGAUAGAAAGUAGUUUUUUAGAUUUUUGUGUUAAGCCUAUCCCAAAACUUAACCAUUCUGAGUUAAUGACAAUACUUAACCAUAACCUUAAAAAUUCGGAGUUAAUGCCAAAACUUAACCUUGAGCACUUCGAAAUUUGACGUUUGAGAAACAUGGAGGAACGUUUCAUUCUGAAGUAAGACAGAGCUAGUUGGUAAAACUGACUCUUCAACUUCAGAACUUUUACUUCCUGGCACCUGGCCAAAUGUACAAUUUUGAAUAACUGUCUUCUUAGAAAGGGACAUGAAAACAACAUAUUUACAUUCUUUACCAUUGGCUGCCACACAAAGUUCAAAAUAUAUGUAUCCUAGAAAAUGAUAGGGACACCAAUGUUUGCCUGAUAACUGCACAAGGGGCAGGGCUGUAUCUUACAUAUACUUGACAAUACUAGUAAGUCUUUUUUAUUAUUUCUGUCUUCCAGGGGAUGUGUAUCUCUGUUUUAGGCCCCACGUUUCAAGACCUGGCCAUCAACGUCAACCAGGACAUCAGCAAUAUCUCCUACAUCUUCAUAGGCCGCUCCAUGGGCUAUAUAGGUGGCUCUGUGUUGUCAGGGAUUCUCUUUGACUGCAUGAACAGCCUUCUGCUGCUGGGUAUGUCUAACAAAUUAAAAUAUACAUAGACUUAACUCAAACCGCAAAUACAUAGUGUCCGUUGGCAAAAAACAACAACAUAUUUAACCUCUAAGCUUUGUGGUCCUGUGUGGCUCAGUUGGUAGGGCAUGGUGCUUACAAUGCCAGGAUUGUUGGUUUGCCAGGGCCAUCCAUAUGAAAAAUGUAUGCAUGCAUUAUUGUAAGUUGCUUUGGAUAAAAGCAUCUGCUUAAUGGUAUUUAUUAUUAUUAUUAUUAUUAUUAUUAUUCUGAACAAAAAUAUGAACCCAACAUGUAAAUUGUUGGUUCCAUGUUUCAUGAGCUGAAAUAAAAGAUCCGAGACAUUUUUCAUAUGCACAAAAAGCUUAUUUUUCUUAAAUUCUGUGAACAAAUUUGUUUACAUCACUGUUAGUGAGCAUUUCUUAUUUGACAAGAUAAUCCAUCCUCCUGACAGGUGUGGCAUAUCAUGAAGCUGUACUGAGAACAAAAAUAAAACACAACAUGCAACAAUUUCAUAGAUUUUACAGUUCAUAUAAGGAAAUCAGUCAAUUUAAAUUAAUUCAUUAGGCCCUAAUCUAUGGAUUUCACAUGACUGGGCAGUUGUGCAGCCUUGGUGGGCCAAUCAGAAUGAUUUUUUUCUCCCACAAAAGGGCUUUAUUACAGACAGAAAUACUCCUCAGGGCUGGCGUGGUUACACGUGGUCUGCGGUUGUGAGGCCGGUUGGACGUACUGCCAAAUUCUCUAAAACGACGUUGGAGGCAGCUUGAAAUGAACAUUCAACAGCUCUGUUGGACAUUCCUGCAGUCAGCCUGCCAAUUGCACACUCCCUCAACUUGAGACAUCUGUGGCAUUGUGUUGUUUGACAAAAAAAUGUAAGUGGCCUUUUAUUGUCCCCAGCACAAGGUGCACCUGUGUAAUGAUCAUGCUGUUUAAUCAGCUUCUUGGUAUGCCACACCUAUCAGGCGGAUGGAUUAUCUUGGCAAGGAUAAACAGGGAUGGAAACAAAUUUGUGCACAACAUUUGAGAAAAAUAAGCUUUUUGUGCAUAUGGAAAAUGUAUUUGUUGCGUUUAUAUAUUUUGUUCAGUGUAAUUAAACAACAUGAUCAUUACAUAGGUGCUGGGGACAAUAAAAGGCCACUUUUAAAAUGUGCAGUUUUGUCACACAACACAAUGCCACAGAUGUCUCAAGUUUUGAGGGAGCGUGCAAUUGGCAGGCUGACUGCAGGAAUGUCCAACAGAGCUGUUGCCAGAUAAUUUGUUAAUUUCUCUACCAUAAGCCGCCUCCAAGGUCAUUUUAAAGAAUUUGGCAGUAUGUCCAACCGGCCUCACAACCGCGUACCCAGUCAUGAGAAAUCCAUAAAUUAGGGCCUUAUGAAUUGAUUUCAAUUGACUGAUUUCCUUCUAUGAACUGUAACUCAGUAAAAUCUUUGAAAUUGUUGAAUGUUGCGUUUUAUCUUUUUGUUCCGUAUGUAUUAGUGUACACAGCAUGCACAAAAUAGCCUUACUGUAAAUGCAUCACCUAUGUUUAUCAAAGAAUGCUGUAGGUGUUUUUUGUGGGUGUUCAUUACCAUUGCAUGGUGCACUGUAUAACACUGUAUCUUCAUCACAGGCCUCUCCAUGUUGGUGACAGCGUUUGGGAUGUUUGCCAUCCCUUUCUCUAAGACAGCCCUUCUCCUCACUGCUCUGAUGUCCAGUAUUGGAGUUUCUAUGGGCUUUCUAGAUACAGGUAGGAACAGACAAUCUAUCUUUAAUAUAGUAAAUAGGUACCUACUUACGGCACAGUACAAGACAUGGUCGUCAGUGAAUGCCUCUGAUGCCGUUUGCUCUCCUCUCUGGCAGGUGGUAAUGUCCUGAUCCUGCAGACGUGGGGGGAUCAGGCUGGCCCCCACUUGCAGGCCUUGCACUUCAGCUUCGCCGCAGGGGCCUUUGUCUCGCCCAUCAUCGCCAAGCUGCUCUUUGGAACAGACUUGGACCUGGAUGUGGCUACGAACGGCAGCAUGGCAGCAUCGCUGGCAACAUCAACCACCCUGGCAACAUCAACCUCCCUGCCGGCAACAUCAACCUCUCCGCCAAACUCAACCUUCCCGCCUGUCACAGAUAUGUCCCAAAUCUUGUCUCCUUCUACACUCAUGUGCUACAGUAGCAGCACCCUCAAGUCCAUGUGGGCCUACAUUGUGAUCAGUGGUUUCAUCCUGUUAAUCUCCCUCCUCUUCUUCAUCCUCUACGCCCGCCACAGGCCCUCUCAGGGCAGGGCCCAGACCCCCUCAGGGAAGCCCCUGGUGUCCAAGCAUCACAACGCACUCAUCGCCAUGCUUUUUGUAUUUUUCUUCUGGUACGUGGGGGCCGAGGUGGCGUACGGCUCCUUUAUCUUCACAUAUGCUAAGGAUUAUAUCCAUAUGGACGAGGCCCAGGCAGCAGGGCUCAACUCCCUGUUCUGGGGGACAUUCGCUGCCUGCCGGGGCCUGGCCAUCUUCUUUGCGCCCUGCAUGCACCCAGGCACCAUGAUCCUACUGAGCCUGGUGGGCUGCACCCUGUCCUCCCUGUUCCUCACUCUCUUCAACAGGAACAGGGUGGCCCUGUGGCUCUGCACUGGUGUCUACGGUGCCUUCAUGUCGACCACUUUCCCCAGUGGGAUCUCCUGGGUGGAGCAGUACACCACAGUGACUGGUCGCUCAGCGGCAGUUUUCGUGGUGGGGGCGGCCCUGGGGGAGAUGGUCCUGCCCGCCCUGAUGGGCUUCCUGAUGGGGAGGAUCCAUGGUCACCCCCUGCUGAUGUACCUGACCCUGGCCAGCGCUACCAUCACCUCCAUCCUCUUCCCCUUCAUGUUCUGGCUGGCCUCGUCCCCCAGCGGCCCCAGCAGGACACCCCGCAUCAGGGGCCGCAAGGAGCCUGACGACAGCGAGUACCGCCAAGGCCUGCUGGACUCAGGAGCCAAUGAUGAGGAAGAGGAGCAGCAGGAGGAUGACGAGGCAGACCAGUGGAAUGACGCCGACUUUGAGGUAAUCGAGAUGGAUGACGCCAGCCUUAUAAACUCUCAGAAUAAAGCAUUGUUAUCAUCUCAUAGCAAAGCGCUCUCAUUAUCUCCUAAUAAAGCAUUGUCAUCUCCUAACAAAGGGCUCCCACCACCUGAUGUUGCUGGAACUUCAGGCGACAUCAGCGCCACAUCUGUCCCGUCCACUACCCAGUCCCUAG
Coregonus sp. 'balchen' is the source of this 4962-nucleotide messenger RNA. The record is from the annotation of a GenBank genome assembly. NCBI's taxonomy places the organism in Eukaryota, Metazoa, Chordata, Actinopteri, Salmoniformes, Salmonidae.